AUGCAAGCAUAUUCAAAUUUUAAAGUAUGGUAUUGUACCGGUACUUCCACAGGUUUAGGUUUGGCUGUAGUAAAGAAAUUAUUAUCCAUUCCAACUAAUAAAGUUGUUGCAAUCACUAGAAAUCCACAAAAAUUGGAAAAAGAAAUUCCUGUUGAACAUUUACCAAAUCUCUUAGCUAUUAAAGCAGACAUUUCUAGUGAAGAGAGUAUAAAGGAGUCAAUUUCAGCAACAAUGGAAGCAUUCGGUAGAAUUGAUGUUGUUGUAAGUAAUGCUGGUUGUAGUAUCGCUGGUGCUGUUGAAGAAAUGUCAGUUGAAGAAGUUAAAAAAGUAUUUGAUAUAAACUUUUUUGCAUCAUUCAUUAUUGCUAGAAAUGUUACACCAAUUAUGAGAAAACAAGGUGAAGGAUUUAUUAUGAUUGUUGGAAGUGUUUUGUCUUGGUUUUGUUUGCCAGAAUAUGUUGCUUACAAUGCGUCAAAGUUUGCAUUGAGAGGUUUGGCUUAUACUUUGGGUUUGGAAUUGGAGAAAUUCAAUAUUAAGGUUAUGUUAUUGUCUCCAAGUGGUUUCAAAACUAGUUUCAUCAAUGAUAAUCAAGAAUUUUCAAAUGUUUUAAUUGAAGGUUACAAAACCAAAGAUGUUGUUCAUUGGUUGGAUAGUGUUAUUAAUGAUGGUAGAGGUGAUCCUGAAAAAUUUGCUGAAGUUUUAAUUGAAAUGUCAACAAAGGAAAAACCCCCAAAAAAUAUGUUUUUUGGUACAUCAUCAAUUGAUUGGAUGGAAGAUGAAUUUAAAAAACAAGUUGAAGAAUUGAGAUUAAAUAAAGAAGUCUCUAUUGGCACUGAUUUUCCUGGUGUUGGUGAUACUUUUAAAUUAAUACAAGAUGAAAAUUAA
This is a messenger RNA of Dictyostelium discoideum AX4, 885 nucleotides long. Its product is annotated as short-chain dehydrogenase/reductase family protein. Bases 1 to 885 code for a protein of 294 amino acids. The transcript is spliced from 2 exons. NCBI's taxonomy places the organism in Eukaryota, Evosea, Eumycetozoa, Dictyosteliales, Dictyosteliaceae. The record is from RefSeq and is a predicted model, not a curated record.